AUGAAAAUUGCUGCAAAAAUAAGGAUGUAUUAUGGUAUUAAAAGAAGUAAAAUAAUUUACUAACUUUCCCCCCCCCAUCCUUGAUCGAAUGAUUCGCCAUCAUUCGAUCAAGGAUGGGGGUUAAAAAAAAAUUUUUGGGAAAAAAAAUUUAUAUAUAAAAUAAACAAAAUAUAUAUAUUUUUAUUUACUUUUAAAAUAAGAGGGUUAAGAGUAUUUAAUAAUUAUUUUUACAUCAAAAAAUUGAAUUAAUUUCAUAAAAUACCAAUUUUUAAUAUUUUGAUUUAUUAGUUACCCUUUUAAACUGUAUAAAUUUUAAUUUGUUCCUUAUUGAAUUAAAAUUUUUUUUUUAAAAAUUUAAAGAAUCUCUAUUUUUUAGAUUAUUGAGUUUUUAAGCCUAGGUUGAUGACUAAAUCACUUCGGAUAGUUGAUUCCGUAGCUUUCUGUCGUCUCAAGCUCUGAAAACAACUUCAUUAUGUACAUCUUCCCAAGCUUUUGAUAACUAAUAUAUUUUUAUAUAUUUAAAAAAUUGCAUGAUAUGAAAAUCGUUCGAUCAAGGAUGGGGGUUAAUUUCCCCAAUUUUUAGGAAUUUUUACAGUCAAUCGUUCGAUCUAGGAUGGGGGGACUAAAAAUAAUUAUAUUUAUUGAAUUGAUAUGGGAGCAUAUUUUUCUUCUCGCAAUCCUGAAUUAAAAAAUCUGGACUUGAAGAAGCCUGUUAAAUUCAUGGCGACUAUGCUUACGAAAUGUAAAUAGUAUUCAGGAAAUAAGGAAGAAAUUUCGAAAUUGUUUACUCUGCCUAUCUUUAAAAGUUGUGUAAUAGUGAAGGCUUUAGCCCUGACCAUCCAUUUUAAUUUUUAAAAAAAUUUGCACUUGUCAAUUUCGAAAAUGAUAAAUCUCCGUUUAUUUUUAAGAUGUAUAAUUAGAUUUAGUGUAUAGCAAUCUAUAAUGAUUCAUGGGUUAUAAUGUCAAAUCGUAUAAGGCAAUUUAGAAGAUUCACAAGCUCACAAAAUAUUGGCGAAUUUUAUAUUGAUAAUGGAAUGAUACGCAUCAUCUUCAGGUCUUCUAACGCUCAAGGAAUGGAAAACGAAAUCUUACGUAUAUUUCAUGUAAAAGGCCGAGUAAACGCUAUGGAAAUUCUUGCAGUUUUGAUUCUUUAUUCCACAUUGAACUGAAAAGAAAAAAUAAAAAUCAUGCUAAACGUCUUUGACUUUGAUGGAAAUAAAGCAAUUUCUAAAGAUGAGAUGGUUAUCUUAUGUCAGUCUUUUUUGAGAGGAUUUUCUUGUGUAACUGAUAAUCCAUUAAUUUCAAUAGAGGCUUGCAAAAUUUUAGCUGAAAUUGUGUUUGAUCAGGUUGGAAAAGACGCUAACGGUCUUUUAACCUACGAUGAUUUGUGUGGGUGGAUUAGUAUAUCAAAUUCGCUGCACUUUUUCGCUAUUGACACCUCUCCCUCUUCUUCUAGUCUUAAAAUUAUUAAAUUAGUAAUUCUUAACUUUUAUUUUAAAAUUUGGGAUUUAAAAAGAUGGCCUAACCCAAGUCCGAUCUAUAAAGAUACCUAAGGUAUAUAUAUAGCGAAAUCCAUGAGCUUUUUAUGAUAAAUCAGGUCGAAGAAGUUAAAAAUAUAAAAACGAGCCGUAGAAAAAGCAUUUUAGCUGGAAUUGGUCUUUACAAAACAAAUCAAAAUCGUCCAAAAAAUGAGUCAUAUUUUUCAGAAAAAUACAAAAAUUCUACGGAAAAGUACAGUCCUGCUCAUAAAAAAAGUAAAUCAACAGGAAAUCGACAAAGAAAAUUUUUCAUAGUAGGAAAUAAAAAUACACGAUACACAAAAGAGCUAAUAGAAUCUUUAUACGCUUUCUAUCAGAGUGCUGAGCAGAAUUCAAAAACUCCUUUGAAAUGUAAUCUCUAAUUAGCACUAAAAGCUGAAUUAAUCAAACAUCAAAAAUUCUCACAUCUUGCUCACAGCUUAACCCUUCAAUACCCACACCAUGAAAAUAUCACUUUUAAAGAGCUUCUUAUUUCUGCCUGCCCAAACGCUGAGCUAUUUCAAAUAAACCGAAUGAUAAAAUGAGUCAGAAAUGAAUCCAGCCCACUUCCUGCUAUAAAAAGAGCCCAUCAGGUAAGUAAACGAAAGUUAACAUUUGGCACCGCAAAUACUUAUAGACGCGUUUUUGAAAAAAUCGACACAAAUCAUGAUGGAUCUUUAGAUGUCCAAGAAUUAGAAGACGGCUUUAAAGAUGUCGCUUCAAAAGAAGGUAUUGAAAAAAUUUUCAAAGAAUUUGACACAGAUCAUAACGAAAAAAUUGAUUUAAAAGAGUUUUUCAGGCUAAUGGCACCUCCAAGCAUGGAAAUCACUGAUGAUAUUUUGAGAGUAUUUGAUGAACAAAAAUAA
Messenger RNA from Blepharisma stoltei, 2383 nucleotides. The record is from the annotation of a GenBank genome assembly. NCBI's taxonomy places the organism in Eukaryota, Ciliophora, Heterotrichea, Heterotrichida, Blepharismidae.